AAUUGUUGAUUGAGGUCGGGUUAAAUGUUUUUAUUUUUGAUGGGGGGGGAUUUUCCUUUUAUUUUUCCAUGGCCGUCACCUUGGGCAGAUGUUUUGCAAGAUACCGAAUUUGAAACUCUCUCGACAUCUGUCAUCAAGGCCCCUUCAUAUUCUCCGUAAUGGCCCCUCCCACCGGCUUUUGUUAUUCGCUAUCAACUGAAUUAACGAAAAAUAAAAUGAAAAAAGUAGUGCAAGGUUCCCUAGAUCGCUUUCCAGUUGUUGUUGUUUUUUUGGUCGAAGGUUUUUUCAAUUCUCCCUACGACAUUGUUUCUCCGUUGGCUCGGCUCUUUUUCUACCCCCCUUUGCCCAGGAGAAAACGUUUGGCCUCUCUCUUCCUGGGCACCUCAAACAUUCGUGAGUCACGAAGUCAGAACGGCCGUGCGGUGGUGGCGGCGGCGGUGGGAGAUUUAUUAUGAUAUUCUCUCUCUUCUCUAUUUUUCUUUCCAACAGAUAUAGUCGGUGGCAGGCCGUUGAAAAGUUCGGGGGCUACGAUGAUGAGUGUGAGCCGUCACGUCCGUCCGUACGUGUCCGCCACGACGCAUUUUCGAACCCCCAUUUACUCUCCUGUCUCGGUUGUUUCCUAUUUGCCUUUCGUGUGUGUGUUUUUGGGAAGAGGGGGGAGUUCGUGUGAAGGAAAAAUAUUCGACAAGGAGGAGGAGAAUUUUUUGAGUUUUUUUUUGUUUUGUUUUCCGAACAAAAGAUCCGUUCGGACACGGUCGGCCACUUUCGCCACGUCGACGUGAAACCCAAGAAGAAGAAGAAGAAACAACUUUUCUCUCUCUCUCUCUCUCCCCUUCAGGUCCGUUUGUUUUGUUGGAGCCAACAAGCGAAGCGAUCGCUUUGAGCGGUUAAUUUUUAAUGAUCGCCAAGGGAAAAUGAGCGAGCAAUCAUCCAGAAAACGGACAUUACACACACACCACACAGUACGACGAACCCCCCCACCGUGUAGUCAAUUCAUUCGAUAAUAACUGUUUGAAGGGAAAUUCAAUUUCAUUCCAUCUGCGGAUGGUCUAAACCAAAAAAUAAUAAUAAGAAAACCAAUUGGUAAUUGUUUCUCAAUUAUUUUGAAUCCAAGAAGAAAUCUCUUGGAGAGGGGUGGGGUGAGGAGUCGUAUGGACUGGCGGCGGCCGUGAGUGAGUUGAGACAUGGGCAUCAUCGGCGAGAUGAAGCGCGACAAAUCGUUGGGAAGCAGCGCCAGCAGCGCCAGCAGUGGCAACCGGAGCGGCAGCAGUUUGUCGAGCGACCGGCCUCGCCCGCUCUCGGCCUUCUGGGGCGGACUCGGCUCCAAAUCCUCGUCGCCCAAAUCGGAGCCCGUCGUGCCCAAGGGCUACAAGCUCAAGCACUCGUACGGAGGAUCUACCGGACACUUGGACGCCUACGGAGCCGGAAUGGGUGGCGGGAUGAGACCGGCUGUCUCCAUGCCCGUGGUGGCGGCCGCCGCUGCUGCUGCCCACCACCUUCCGGUGGCGUCGCCCAGCAGCCGGAACAAUACCACCAGCAGCAGCAGCAGCAGUGGCAGUCAUCCCAUUAGCGGGGCCAACAACAUCAACAAACAUCAUCGCCACCAACAACAUCGCAACAGUCUGCCGCCGGCCUUGAUUCAACAUCCUUCGCUGCAGCAGCGACCCAAUCAGCAACGGCCACCGUCGCGUGCAAUCGGCACCGGUGGCUUAACGUCCCGGAUGAAAGUGGAUCCCGAAUUGAUCUUCACCAAACAGGAGAGGAUCGGCAAGGGCUCGUUUGGCGAAGUGUUUAAAGGCAUCGACAACCGGACGCAGCAGAUCGUGGCCAUCAAAAUCAUCGACCUGGAAGAAGCCGAAGAUGAGAUCGAAGACAUCCAGCAGGAGAUUAUGGUGUUGUCGCAGUGCGAUAGCCCUUACGUCACUCGCUACUACGGAUCCUACCUCAAAGAGACGAAACUGUGGAUCAUUAUGGAGUACCUGGGCGGCGGUUCGGCGCUCGACCUGAUGAAGGCCGGCCAUUUCGACGAAAUGCAAAUCGCCAUCAUCCUCCGCGAAGUGCUCAAGGGCUUGGAGUACCUUCACUCUGAACGCAAACUCCAUCGCGACAUUAAAGCUGCCAACGUGUUGCUGAGCGAGCAGGGCGACGUGAAAUUGGCGGAUUUCGGCGUUGCCGGCCAGUUGACCAACACGACCAGCAAGCGCAACACCUUUGUGGGAACGCCCUUCUGGAUGGCACCUGAAGUCAUCAAGCAAUCAGCCUACGACUCAAAAGCGGACAUAUGGUCGCUGGGCAUCACGGCUAUCGAACUUGCCAAAGGGGAGCCACCCAAUUCCGAUUUGCAUCCCAUGCGGGUCCUCUUCCUCAUCCCAAAGAACAAUCCGCCUCAAUUGACGGGCAAUUACUCCAAGCAGUUUAAGGAGUUUGUUGAAGCUUGUCUCAAUAAAGAUCCCGAAAAUAGGCCAACGGCCAAGGAGCUGCUGAAAACGCCUUUCAUCCGCAAGGCCAAAAAGAAUCCCUACCUGAUCGACCUGAUUGACCGCUUCAAAAAAUGGCGGAUGAUGCACAACGGCGACAGUGGCACCGAUUCCGACAACUCCGACUCUGAGGGCUCUCACACGGACAACGACGCCAGCGAUCCGUGGAUCAACACGGUGACGAGCAUCGAGUCGAUCGUGGCCCGCAGUGGCUACCCGUCGGAUUGGAGCGACAACGGAGGAGAUAACAAAGAGUCGACCACUACCAGCAGCACCAACAAGGUGUUGUCAUCCUCUGAGCAGCAGCAGCAGUCACGUUCCCCGCCAUCUUCAGCGCCGGUCAAGAGUCCGAUGAACGGGAAUUCCGUGACGGUUGUCGCGGCCGCCUCCGUCGCCUCGUCUACCACCACCAACUCCUCGGGCGAUCGAAACCUGUCACGAUCCGAUGCCGAGCUAUCCAAAUCGCCUCCCAAAGAGUUGUCCAGUCCCAGCAAACAACCAGACCAGAACAACAGGAGGUUACAGGCCAGCCCUUCGAGGGCCGGCGAGGUCGGAGUCAGGAGAUUUGAGGAGCCGGAACGGGACAGAGACAGUCGCACUGAACAUCAUCAUCAUCAGCAGCAGCAGCAGCGAAGCCGCGGUGAAAAGCAACAGGCCCCGCCUCCACCCAUUAAGGAUCUCAACCGGCGCAAUAAUGACGAGCCGGACACUACGACAAAACCUCACAGAUCCUCGCAGCAGCAGCACAAUUCGAGGCCAAAGAAUGCCGUGCCCACCGUCAUAUCGCCCCUCCUUGUCGACCUAUCAAAGAGGUAUCGCGGUGGCAACGGUGGCAACGGUAAAAGUCCGCUGGAUGAAUUGCUCCACGCUUUCGAGAUGGCCGAGAGGUCCAGUCCAGGCGUCACGGAACUCUUUGUUCGAGAUUUGCUGGCCAAAAUGGUGCCCAACAUGACCGAGUCCCGCGUCAAAUCUGUCGUCGAUCGAAUGAUUAGAGAUUCAUCCUAGGUGACAUGAGAGACCUAAUUCAAGCGAAAUUUGAAACAAAAAGAAGAAGCUGAUCGUACUUAUCGAGCGAGAAAAAUUUUGUUGUCUAACCCGAUGACGACGCCAUCAUCAUCACCAAUUCCCUCCCCUCCUCUCGUCUUUGUUUUACAUAUAAUUAAACAAACAAACAAAAAAUAAGAGAAUCAGAAGAAUAAGGAAAAAAAGAGAGAAAAGAAGAAUAGCUGAUAUAACUAUUGUUAAUCAUUUCCCCCCUCCCCCUCCUGUUAUUGUAUCCGGAGCGGUUCCUUCCGCCCUCCCACAGCUCCGAGAGUGUGUGCGUGUAUGUUGUGUGUGCCGUAGAGAGAGAAAUGUUGUCGAUGGAGGGGAGGAGGAGGAUCCGGGGAAUUUUCAAAAAAUAUUCUUUUUUUUUUUCUUUCAAACAAUUUAAAAAUAAGAAAAUCAAUUUAUUAUUAAUAAGGGGAGAAAAGAGAGUCCUAGCGUGAUUGUGUUAUAUAACUACCUUGUGGAGAAAAAUGUUUUUCCCUUCUCUCCUUCUCUCUGUGGUUGAAAUUUAAACAUUUUUGUUUUGUUUUCAUUUAAUUGGGAAUGCAAACGGAAAGUCACAAAAAAACGAAAAGAAGAAAAAGUUGUUUGUUUUUGAGGUAGUCGUGCGCUACACUUAAAAAGUCUUUAGGGAUGGAAGAUUUUUUUGAACCAUAGGAUUUGAAACAGUUGAGAAAAAAAAUCAAAUUUUUAUUGGUGUGUGGUGUAAUUAAAAAAAAAAACCUUGUUGCAAGUCCUUUUUGAUUCUUCCAACGUAUUUAGUGAAAAAGUUAAACAAAAAAAAAACAUCAUUCGGUUCAAUUCCCUCCCCAGGCUCUUCUUCAUUUCUUUUGUUUGGUUGUUUCAUUUCCGCUCGCCUCUACAUUUUGCGUGUGUGUUUGUAAUAUCUUUUUUAGGGUUUUCUUUGUACAGACCUUCUACCCCCCUUUCUCUCCCCAUUUUUUGCAAAUAGUUAAAGAAAAGAGCAAAAGAAAAAUUUAAAAGGAAAAAAUACCGUGAAUGUUUUUUUCAUACCACACACUUCCCUCCUCCUCUCCCAUCCAUCAAAAUGAUUUAAACUAAUACAAAAUUUCAACAACUCCAAA
Daphnia pulex (common water flea) is the source of this 4609-nucleotide messenger RNA. RefSeq names its product serine/threonine-protein kinase 26-like (gene GckIII). Bases 1185 to 3482 code for a protein of 765 amino acids. Gene Ontology annotation, molecular function: protein kinase activity; ATP binding. NCBI's taxonomy places the organism in Eukaryota, Metazoa, Arthropoda, Branchiopoda, Diplostraca, Daphniidae. The transcript is spliced from 9 exons. The record is from RefSeq and is a predicted model, not a curated record. Gene Ontology annotation, biological process: protein phosphorylation.